Molecule: messenger RNA, 1401 nt
Organism: Dracunculus medinensis (Guinea worm)
Lineage: Eukaryota; Metazoa; Nematoda; Chromadorea; Rhabditida; Dracunculidae
Source: the annotation of a GenBank genome assembly
UUGAAUUUUCGUAAUCUUCAGGCGUCAACUUCAACGCUAAUAGAAGGCACAAUAAAUGGUUAUAAUAAAAGCCAGGUUAAAGAUUUUUUAUCAAAUACUGAUAGUUGCGGAUUUACAAGCGGUUCUGCUGUCAAUCGUUUUUCAGUCGGCGAAGAUAAUCUUGUUGUCGUGCGUAUGAAGCCUGAUCAGCAUGGCCGUUAUGGCUUUAACGUUAAAGGCGGCGCAGAUCAAAAUUAUCCCGUUAUAGUGAGUAGAGUUGCCCCUGGAGGCGCAGCAGACAAAUGCAAUCCACGAUUAAAUGAAGGCGAUCAGGUGUUAUUCAUAAACAGAUUGGAUGUAUCACAUUUAAGUCAUGAUCAUGUUGUACGCUUUAUUCGUUCUCUAAAAGAGGCAAACAAUGGUGAACUUGUUCUUACAGUUAGGCCAAAUGUCUAUCGCUGUGGUGAAGAUAUUUCUGAAUAUGAUCAGCAUGUUCCUGAGAGUCAGCAUGUCGCAGAUUCAGUAUCAUGUUCCGAUAUCUUAGAACAGUCGUUGAUUUUGUUGAAAGAAGCACUAGCAUCUGGCCAGAUUGUUUCACAAUUUGAAAAAUUAUAUCGAAAAAAACCUGGAAUGUCUAUGGAAGAUUGCAAACAACCGUUUUAUGUCAACAAAAAUCGAUAUCGCGAUGUAUAUCCAUACGACGAAACGCGAGUACGAAUUAAUGCACCAUCGGGCGAUUAUAUAAAUGCCUCAUUUGUUAAUAUGGAAAUACCAACGAGCGGCAUAGUAAAUCGGUACAUUGCUGCCCAAGGUCCUUUGGCAAAUACUAGCGAUGAUUUUUGGUAUAUGAUUUGGGACCACCUUUGUACAACUAUAAUUAUGCUAACAACGACAGUUGAACGCGGUCGAAUAAAAUGUCACCAGUAUUGGCCAUCACUUUAUGAGAAACAAGAUUAUGGGAAACUGACGAUCUCAAACAUCCAGGAACGAGAACUGCCAAAUUGUGUCUCUAGAGAAAUAUCCAUCAAAGAUAAGAUUGUACGUUUCACGAGAGAGGAACGCCGAGUUACUCAUAUGCAAUACACUGCCUGGCCUGACCAUGGUGUUCCUAGUGAUCAAAAAUAUUUUAUCGAAUUUGUUGAUGAGGUGAGGAAGAUUCGUGUUGGGUCUGUGGAUCCCAUCGUUGUACACUGUAGCGCCGGAAUAGGUAGAACGGGUGUUUUGAUAUUAAUGGAAACUGCAGCAUGUCUCGUUGAAGCCAAUGAACCAGUUUAUCCAUUAGAAAUUGUUCGAGUUAUGCGAGAUCAACGUGCUAUGCUUAUACAAACUGCGGAACAAUACAAAUUUGUAUGUGAAUGCAUCCUGAAAGCAUACAACGAUGGUGCAAUUAGACCUCUUCCAGAAUAUUACAAGAAAUCUUAG